Molecule: messenger RNA, 1711 nt
Organism: Truncatella angustata
Lineage: Eukaryota; Fungi; Ascomycota; Sordariomycetes; Amphisphaeriales; Sporocadaceae
Exons: 1
Coding region: 139-1359 (406 amino acids)
Source: RefSeq, a predicted model, not a curated record
AUUGAGUGAACUUGUUGACUUUUACUGGCAAGUAUUUUUUGUGACGACACUGGUCACUUUGUUUGAGCUCGGCAGACUCUGGCUCAGCGGCUUUUGGACCAUCGCCAAGAUUUGUAUUCCCUGCAUAUCUUUACAACUAUGUCGCUGGUCUCUAUUCUUCCUGUGGAAUAUCCUGGUCUACCUCCACAAGAAAAUCCUGUCCUGGAGGUCCGAGAGAUGAACGAAGAAGCUUGCGAAUCCUCGCUGGGUCAUCCGAACCCGCUUGGCCUUCAUCCCGUCAACAAACAAAGAACAUCAACUCGCCGCAUCUCAGCCGGUUUUUCGACUGAUGGCCCUCCAUCGUGUCUUCCAUCGGUAGCCACUUCGUCAUUGACUGCAUCCACAACACGCGGCGAACUUCCUACGACCUAUGCCGCAGCCCCACGCCUAUCUAUGCGAAAGACCACACCCACCAGCAUUCCGUUGCCGAAAGCCUCCACAGCAACCACGUACGAAAUGGCUGCAGAAUACCAUGCUCACAAUCAAGAGAACAUUCCACCUCACAGCAGCCUGAUUGGUCUUCAGCAUAAGCACAAGAACAGCAUCGAGAUCGCCGCCGCAAAGCUAGGAACCAAGUCCAAGCCACGAACUGUCGGCGCGCUGCCUAAGUCCAAUACAUUAAACGUCAUCUCUAACUUAACAGCCUCAGUCUCUCGCAGCUCGUUGUCCAAGUUCAGCAGGUCGACCUCGAUUUCUUCAACAUUCGAUUCGGAGCCCAGAAGCAGUAUUUGUAAUGCUUCAGGUACCUCGCUGGGUGUGUCGGGCAUCGAUAGUGGUAAUCCUCGACAAAUCCAUACAGCACAAUCUUCAGCAUACUGGACUGGCCGCUUCGUGGCUCUAGAAGAUCGAUUCCACAAUGAGAUGCUACUGCCUGGAAACAUGACGACACUUGUUACGGCUCACGCUGAACGGUCCAUUGUGCCGGAUUACAGAGCCAGUGUCCCGGCACAUAUGCCUGCGUCGGCAUCAAACCCCAACCUCAUGCGCAACAUAAUUACGGGCCAAAGCAGUAGAUACUCAACAUGCACUGCCACUAAGAGCAGGUUGCGAGCAGGGGGAGGCAGCGUGGACGCGGGGCGUCUUGAGAAUGAAGAGAACAGAGCGCGGCGAGUAUUCUUGCACUUGGAGGCUCUUUGUGCGACUAGCGAAGCCAGGAAGAGCCUUCAUGCAUGGCAGCAAAAGUACGCCAGGCGUAAGGGCAAGGAGCAGCUUUUGCCAAGAGGCGGAAGCAUGGAAGACAGGGGCUGGGUAGGACGGCUGCUUGGACGGGGUAGUCACAAUGGGAGGCGUGGCAGCUUCGUCGGGGUGGCGCUUGGUUGAUGUACGUGAAAAAUUAAAGAAGCGAUUCGAGGUAUCAUGACAAGAGUACAUGAUUAGGGAGAACUGGUGCUGGAGAAUAGUUAUGGAUCGCUCGGAAAUUCAUGGUAGAUGGCGAUGGUAUUGAGCUGCGGUAUGAACAUAGUGUAGGUAAAGAGAGGCGUGUUCAACCUAAUACGAUGUCUCCCUAAUAGUCGAUCGAUUCGACAAACUUUAUGGCCGGGUGUUAACAGGAGGCUUUGCUAUGCAGAUGAGAGUCACGUGUUGUGGAAUGCCCUGAACUUUUUCGGGCUCUCUCUUUCUCUCCGCCCUGCAUGACAUCCGAGAUGACAUGAGAUGACAUGACGACCCCGAC